GUUACAACAUGGACAGGUUUCAACCGGCACAACAAAGCGUCACUUGAAGUCUACCUGUUGCUUGAAAACCUACAAAAAUUUUAUUGUUUUCGUCUAAAGCUUGUCAAUAAAAAAUAAUAAUCAGCAAUUAAAUUAAAAAAAAAAAUAGUGAUGGCGGGCUUGGAUAGCUCAAUCACUAUUUAUUCAUCUGAUGAUGAUCAGGUAAUUGAUGAUUCAAAGUCUCGUUAUAAUAAAUGUACUCGGUUCAGUAACCAAUUAAUCCAGGAAACCGACGACGAGAGUUUAACCGAUGAUGAAGAUAAAAAUCCAGCAGAUACAAGUAUCAUCAAGGCAAUACGUCGUAGUAUUUUUAACGUCAGCCGAGUGCAAUCCACUCCAUCAGAGACUGAGGACAGUGAAUCAGAUGUUGAUGUAACUGGAACUGAAGAUCAAGUUGGAAAUAAAAUAAAUGAUGGUGAAAAAAAAUCUAAUUCAUCAUUGAGUGAUCGGGAAGAUAAUGAAGAUCAUGAAGACUACAGUGUGAAAAAUAGUAAAACCAGAAAAUAUAUUAAUAAGAAAAAGAAAGCCUUAGUUCUAGUCAGUGAUGACGAUGAUGAUGAAGAUGAAAAUCACAAAACAGAGGAUAAAUGUAACGAAAAGAGUAACAGUAUUGAUAGCGGCAAGAAUACAACGAUAGAUACCAGUGCUGAUAUUAGUCAUGAAGAUCAUAAUUCCAAUGAUAUUAAAAUAUCAAAAAAGAAGCAGAAUAUUGAUAGAAACAUUUCUCAUAAAUCUAUUAAUUCGUCAAGUGAAAUAAUAAGUAGCAAUGAUAACAGUAAGGUUGAAUAUGAUGAAUAUGACAUCGUUGAAGAAGAUAGUGUUCAUCAAAAAGAUACUCAGCCUGAGAUUAUUGAUAUUGAGUCUGAUAAGUCAGCUCCAGCUACCGAUGACGAGCAAAAAAUACCACCCAAGAGAUCAAUACCCAAAAUUCUUAAUAAAAGUCAGCUGAAAAAAGAAAUCAAACGGCUCUUAUCAGAAAUCGAAAGAUCGAAGAUAUUAUUGAUGCAAGUAAACGUUGAGACUCUCCCUGAUAAAGGAAAAAAACUUAGAAUAUCGAUGGCAAAAAACCAAGAACAGAUAGACGAGUACAAAAGGCAAAUGAGUCUAUUAGAGGAAACUGAAGAAAGUAAUUCAAGUAUUGCAUCAACAGAUUUGAGUCACAAUCUAUCUUCUGACAAAGAUAAUUCUUUGCAUGACAACCCCAAUCUUCACCACAGUCACAAUUCAUCAGGAGAAAACUUAAACUAUUACCAAAAAUUCAAUCGUGCACAAAUGUUGAAACCUACUGCAAGUACAAUUAUAGAUGGACUUGGAAAAAAAGCAUUGGAGACAUUUAAAAAUGAACAGGCGCUGACGAUCGAACGUUUAGAGCAUCUCCAUGGGUCUCUUGAAUCGCGACCUGCCGAGGACCAUCGAGCUGAAGACCCAAGAGGGCUCGUGAUCCGACUUAUGCCUCAUCAACAGCAUGCCUUAGCCUGGUUGCUAUGGCGUGAGAAACAAAAGCCACGUGGUGGCGUUCUUGCUGAUGAUAUGGGAUUGGGCAAAACUCUUACGAUGAUUUCAUUGGUGAUAAAAACUCUGGCAGAUGAUUCAAGCGAUGAGGAGAACGAUGACAAUGAUGACGAUGAAUGGUUGAGUAAAGGAAGGCAAUCAAAGUAUAAAGGGGGAACACUCGUUGUAUGUCCGGCUUCAUUGAUUAACCAGUGGAAAAAUGAAGUAGAUAAUCGCUGUAAACGUGGCGUACUUGUUACUGAGGUAUAUCAUGGCACUAAUCGUGAAAAAGCACCCAGGCGUCUUGCCCGUAACGACAUGGUCAUCACAACUUACAACUUAUUAGUGCGCGAGUCGAAAAAUAAUGGGCAGAUUUAUCAAAUUACAUGGAAACGCGUGAUAUUAGAUGAAGCUCACGCGAUUCGUAAUCAUAAGAGCCAAGCUUGUGAAGCAGUUUGUCAAUUAAAAACUCAUAAACGAUGGGCACUAACAGGAACUCCAAUUCAUAAUAAAGAAAUGGAUUUAUUUGCGAUUCUUAAAUUUUUAAAAUGUUCACCAUUUGAUGACAUACGAGUUUGGAAACGUUGGGUAGAAAAUAAAAGUGAUGCUGGCGUUGAAAGACUUGCCACGGUAAUGAAAACUUUAAUGCUUCGUCGGACUAAACAAGAACUUACAAUGAAAGGUGAGAUUGAUUCUCUACCGGAAAAACACACCGAUAUUAUUAAAGUGUCAUUAGAUAAAGAUGAACGCCUUGUAUACGAUAAAGUGAUGAUGUACUCACGUACUAUUUUCGCUCAGUUCUUACAUCAACGAGCGGAAAAAGAAACUUUGUACCAACUAGGUGCUGCUAAUUAUAAUAAAUCUCAAAAUUACCACAAUGCUAAAUUUAAUAAAGCUCAGCAACAAUUGUUAGCUCGUCAUGCUGAUGUCAAGUCACAUCAAAUUUUAGUCCUUCUGUUGAGACUUAGACAGAUAUGCUGCCAUCCAUCACUGAUCCAUGCCAUGUUAGACAAGGAAGAGAUUGAAAUGAAUGGAAUUGAAGAAAAACUAGACAAUGAUGAUCUCAUUACCCAAAUGGCUCGCUUGGAUAUUUCCCACAGUACUUCAGACCAGGGGGGGAAUGAUGACGAAGAUGGAGAGAUAGGAGUAGAUGAGCGGGUCUCUGAACAUCUCUUGACAUCAGAAAACCCAGUGUUUAAUUCAGAUCGCUGCAGCUCAAAGUUAUCUGUAAUUAUAAAACUUGCCCAUGAUAUUUUAGAGAAGCGGGAAAAGUUAAUUAUUGUUUCUCAAUGGACUACGUUCCUUAAAACAAUCGGUGACAAUUUAAGCAAAAUACCUGGAGCAACUUAUGAAAUGUUUUCUGGACAAGUAGCAGUUAAAAAUCGUCAAGGAAUUGUGGAUUCGUUCAAUGCUAGAGGAAAUCCGAAAAUUCUUUUGCUGUCACUUUGCGCCGGAGGUGUUGGAUUAAAUCUCGUUGGUGGAAACCAUCUACUUCUAGUCGACAUUCAUUGGAACCCUCAAUUAGAAUCUCAAGCUCAAGAUCGUAUCUAUCGUUUUGGGCAAAAGAAAAAUGUCUAUAUAUAUAAAAUAAUUUGUACUGAUACUAUUGAGGAACGUAUUCAACAGUUACAAGAAAAGAAAAUGGCACUUGCUGCUUCAGUAUUAGGUGGCGCCAAAAAAGGCUCGACUAAACUAUCGCUGGACGAUUUAAAGUCGCUUUUCAGUAUGUAAGCUUUCAUUACUAUUUGUUUAUAUUUCAACUUUUUUGUUUAAUUAAUUUAUUUUUAUUUAUUGAUUAGAGCCGCAAUUAUUUUUUAAUUUUGUUUAAGGAUUGUAAAUUCUACACUAUUUAUAAGAUCGCGUUUAAGAUAAUUCUAAUCGAUUUAUUAUUAGUUAUUAAAAACAACUGAUUUAUUUUUAUUAUUAUUAUUUUAUUUUGUCAAUUAAGAGAAGUAGUAGGCUAAUGUCUUGAAUGUUAACGUUUUCACGCGAUGUACAUUGUUCCGAAUAUCUUAAGAAAAGUAUAUGAUAAAUUCUCAUGAAAAAUAAAUAUAUAUUAUAUAAUA
Microplitis mediator is the source of this 3596-nucleotide messenger RNA. RefSeq names its product transcription termination factor 2-like. The transcript is spliced from 4 exons. The coding region runs from base 151 to 3261 and encodes 1036 amino acids. NCBI's taxonomy places the organism in Eukaryota, Metazoa, Arthropoda, Insecta, Hymenoptera, Braconidae. The record is from RefSeq and is a predicted model, not a curated record. Gene Ontology annotation, molecular function: ATP-dependent chromatin remodeler activity; ATP binding.